UGACCAACAAAAGUAUUGGUAUGAAGGAGACACUGAGCUAACCAAUAAAGGCAAGUACCGUAUGUACCGGAUUGGACAGUUUGUACGACAAGCGUAUGCUGACUACCUGGGCUCACAGUACAGUCCCCGUGAAGUGUAUGCCCGUAGUUCGGCUGCUGACCGUUGCCUGGAAUCGGUACAAUUGUUGUUGGCCGGUGCUUAUCCACCGACCACUGCUAAAUGGCAAUGGAAUAUAUCGACCGGCGCUCAGUUGGGCAGUAAUUGGCAGCCGUUUCCCAUAUAUACCUAUCCGGCAGAGCUCAUAGAUAACGAUACAUUGCUACGCGUAGGUCACUACUGUCCCAAAGCUAAAGAAGCUUAUAAUAAUAAUUACUUGAAAAGCAAUAGAGUUAUGAGUUUGAUAAAAAAGGAAACAGAGUUUUUAGAUAAGUUAGGAAAAACUGUGGGCCGACAGCUCAAUGAUCCAGUAGUUAUCGAUAAUUUAAGGGAUACUCUAACCAUAGAAUAUUCAAGAAAAUAUUUUUGGUCUAACCAUAGCAUGUGGCCGUCCAGUGAUGAUAAAGCAAUUGUUGAUAAGUUGAAUGAGAUGGUCAGUAAGUUUAAGAAAAUCAAAUAUAGCGAUCAGGUGCUAAAAAAGACAGGUGGCGGUCCAUUGGUUAAGGAGUUAGUCAAUAAUAUAAAGGAGAGCAUCAAUGGGACAACUAGUAAACCGUAUAACUAUAAACUGUAUUUAUAUUCAACGCAUGACAUAAAGUUAAGUUUUUUAUUGUCAGCAUUGAAUGUAUGGAAUGACCUAUUAAUACCAUUUGGGUCGUCCCUUAUAGUCGAAUUGCAUCAACAGUUGGGUGCUAUCAAUGGAAAGGGAUAUUUUGUUAGAUUAUAUUACUAUAAUGAAACACUGGACGAUAAUAAGGUCUGUCCAUAUUUGUUAAAACUACCCAACUGUACAUCAGUCGACUGUCCCGUUGACCAGUUUUAUUCACUAACCAAUAGUGUUAUAUUCAACGAUUGGAACCGUUAGUUGAGGUGACCGGCGCUGAUCUUGACGUUAUCGGCACCAGUGUC
Molecule: messenger RNA, 1065 nt
Organism: Oppia nitens
Lineage: Eukaryota; Metazoa; Arthropoda; Arachnida; Sarcoptiformes; Oppiidae
Product: prostatic acid phosphatase-like
Exons: 2
Coding region: 62-1021 (319 amino acids)
Biological process (GO): dephosphorylation
Molecular function (GO): phosphatase activity
Source: RefSeq, a predicted model, not a curated record